AUGGAGAAGAGCAGCAACCAGAAGAUUAGUAUUAUGGGAUUCUUUAAAGAGAAAGGGUUUGAUGAUGGAAGCAUACAGAAAAUGUUCCAAAGAUGCAAGCAGCUAGAGUUCCUUGAUGGAGAGAGAGCCUGUGAGAACUGGAAUUAUUUGAAGAGUAUUGGAAUUCAAGAGAGGAAACUUCCCUCUGUUGUUUCCAAGUGCCCCAAGAUCAUCACUUUGGGCUUGAAUGAGAAGCUUGUGUGUACAGUCCAAUGCCUUACAACCUUGGGAGCAAAACCUGGUGGAGUGGCCUUGGCCAUAGCCAAAUUUCCCCACAUACUCACCCACAGUGUAGAAGAGAAGCUCUGCCCACUACUAGCCUUCUUCCAAGCACUGGGAGUCUCUGAAAAGCAACUGGGUAAGUUGCUGUUGCUCAACCCUAGGCUCAUCAGUUACAGCAUUGAGACUAAAUUUUCUCAGAUUGUGGAUUUCUUUGCAAGCUUAGGACUUAAUAAGCAAGGUAUGAUUCGUAAAAUUUUGGUGAAGAACCCAUUCAUUCUGGGUUACAGUGUUGAGAAACGGCUCCUGCCCACGGCAGAGUUUCUGAAGUCAAUAGGCUUAAAUGAGUUUCAUCUUCAAAGGGUGGUUCUCAAUUUUCCAGAGGUACUAUGUAGAGAUGUGAAAAAAGUUUUGAGACCCAAUUUAGUUUUCUUAAAGAGUUGUGGGUUUUACCAUGAACAAAUUGCAGUGAUGGUGACCAAAUAUCCUCCUGUUUUAAUCAAGAGCGUCAAAAAUUCUCUGGAGCUCAGAAUCAGAUUCUUGGUAGAAGAGAUGGGGAGGGAAAUCAGUGAGAUAGCAGAUUAUCCUGAAUUCUUUCAGCAUGGUCUAAAGAAGAGUCUGGAGUUCCGACAGAAGUUGCUGAAGCAGAAGAAUAUAGAUUGUAGCUUAACUGAGAUGCUUAACUGCAAUCAUAAGAAGUUCAGUAACAAGUUUGGCUUGGUUGCAGGCUGCUUGUGA
Molecule: messenger RNA, 996 nt
Organism: Elaeis guineensis (African oil palm)
Lineage: Eukaryota; Viridiplantae; Streptophyta; Magnoliopsida; Arecales; Arecaceae
Product: transcription termination factor MTERF6, chloroplastic/mitochondrial-like
Biological process (GO): regulation of DNA-templated transcription
Molecular function (GO): double-stranded DNA binding
Source: RefSeq, a predicted model, not a curated record